AUGUCCGACCUCCGGAUGUUUCCACUCGUGCUUCGCCCUCGGGUGCUGAAUCCCAAUAUUUCCCUUUCCCCGGGUCUCAAAGUUUCUGGGGCAGGUAGUUGGUUUCCCUCUUUGUCACUUGGUCCUUCGGACCACUCGAGUAGCAUGUUGAUCUGUUACGCACAGCGCAGGAGCAUCGGUAACACCGUGCAGUGCUCGAAGGAAGUUGCGAAUUUUUCUUUUUAUAUUCGCUUUUUGAAUUGCCUGGUGACUGGAGUCAUCUUCCUUUACUUGGACCCCAUACUGCUAUUUCCAAAUUCUCAAUUCCCUGUCCGUGGGCUUGCCCUCGCCACCUACAUGGCUCAGAAGUACUCAUGCAGCGUGCCUUCCAGUCAAGCAUGUUCUUACAGGAAACAUCCUCUGGCCAAGUUGCUCUUCUCCAUAGCAGAGAAGUGUGGCACGUUUUUCCCAGUUCAAAUUCCCCCUUGA
Molecule: messenger RNA, 468 nt
Organism: Trypanosoma brucei brucei TREU927
Lineage: Eukaryota; Euglenozoa; Kinetoplastea; Trypanosomatida; Trypanosomatidae
Exons: 1
Coding region: 1-468 (155 amino acids)
Source: RefSeq, a predicted model, not a curated record